GCUGUUAAGUUGGAGAGGAGGGUAGUGAGAGGAACAAUUGAACUCAAGAGAGAGAAAGAGCCGCCUCUGGUCAAGUCGAAUCAGUACUCGGAUUCAAUCCGGAACGACUGUUUGGCAUCACGUAGACGCCUUUUGUCGUUGAAAAGUUAGAUCGGGUCAAUUUCACAGCUCGAACCUGAAACCAUGCCGUCUCGUAGAAGAGCUCUCCUCAAGGUCAUCAUCCUCGGCGAUAGCGGGGUGGGCAAGACCUCAUUGAUGAAUCAAUAUGUAAACAAGAAGUUUAGCAACCAAUACAAGGCGACAAUUGGGGCAGAUUUCUUGACAAAGGAAGUGCAGUUUGAGGAUCGGCUCUUCACAUUACAGAUAUGGGAUACAGCUGGACAAGAAAGAUUUCAAAGUCUCGGGGUUGCUUUCUACCGUGGUGCUGAUUGUUGUGUGCUUGUCUAUGAUGUGAAUGUCAUGAAAUCAUUUGACAAUCUCAAUAAUUGGAGGGAAGAGUUCUUGAUUCAGGCUAGCCCAUCAGAUCCUGAAAAUUUUCCAUUUGUGGUGAUUGGCAACAAGACUGAUGUGGAUGGUGGAAAUAGUAGAGUGGUAUCUGAGAAAAAGGCUCGGGCUUGGUGUGCCUCUAAAGGAAGUAUUCCUUACUUUGAGACUUCUGCCAAGGAAGGCACCAAUGUUGAAGAAGCUUUUCAGGUUAUUGCAAAGAAUGCCUUGACGACUGGAGAAGAGGAAGAAAUAUACCUGCCGGACACAAUUGAUGUUGGUAGCGGCGCCCAACAAAGGUCAACUGGAUGCGAAUGUUGAUCGAGUAAUAUGAUUAAGAAGUUCCCAGGAUGCACCAAGAAGUCAUCAUUCUUAUGUUUUUUUUAAUGUGUUGCACUAAGUUCAUACGUGUAUACUAGUGUUUGUAUUGUUGAUUGAAUUCGUUUUCUUAUUUGUUGAUCUUGGUUGCUUGGGUUAACCUUCAAUGUGUACUGUACUGCUCUGAUUUGGCUGAGCUGGAUAGAAAAUUUCAAUGAAUUGACUGUAGUUUCUGUUAA
Messenger RNA from Salvia splendens (bonfire salvia), 1040 nucleotides. RefSeq names its product ras-related protein Rab7. The record is from RefSeq and is a predicted model, not a curated record. Gene Ontology annotation, molecular function: GTP binding; GTPase activity. Gene Ontology annotation, cellular component: vacuolar membrane. The transcript is spliced from 7 exons. Lineage: Eukaryota; Viridiplantae; Streptophyta; Magnoliopsida; Lamiales; Lamiaceae. The coding region runs from base 184 to 804 and encodes 206 amino acids.